Caenorhabditis briggsae is the source of this 1632-nucleotide messenger RNA. Lineage: Eukaryota; Metazoa; Nematoda; Chromadorea; Rhabditida; Rhabditidae. The record is from RefSeq and is a predicted model, not a curated record. The transcript is spliced from 6 exons. The coding region runs from base 1 to 1632 and encodes 543 amino acids.
AUGAGCAUGAUGCAUGUUGCAAGCAAUAGUGAAAUGUCUAUGAAGAACAAAAGAAGCGGCGAUGAGCAACAGUUUGUGUACAGCCAACUACCGUCAACUCGCCGUCAUAGUUUCACAAGUUUGGAGACUCGAUCCUGUGAUAUCAUUUUAUCGGAAACGAUGGACUCAUCAUGGAACAACGACUCAUCUUCGGCCGGAUCAUCGGGGUUGCCAUCAAAACCCCACAGAAAAACUCCAGUUUAUAUGCAACCAAGAGAUCCCUCACCAAAACCAACCGGGGAUCCCUACGAGUUUGUCGACGACGAUGAAAAAGAGGAGCCAAUCGUGGUUGGAGUCGUUGGGAGACCAGAGAGAUAUGGUAAUGGUGUUCGAGAAGCAAGAAUCAAAUUGGUGCACAGAAACAAGGAAAGGGGAAAUGAAAGAAAUGGCGAGAGUGAAAAGAAAAAGAGGAUGCGAUACUCUUCUCCAGUUUCCAAUGACCUGAUUUUGGCAAACUCGACAGCAAGCACAUCUUCAAAUUCGGAGCAUGUGGAUGAAAAUGUACCAGUCGCAGACGAAACGGAUACUCAGAAGAUGGUUCGGGAAGCUCUUGCAUAUUUUGAACAAACUAAGAAAAAAUGUCUUGAGGAGCAUCCAGACCGUGGAAACAAACACUCGAGUGUAUCAGUCGCAACUUCACCAAUUGCUAUGGCUCGGGAAGCCCUUUCUAAAUUCCACCGAAUUCGGAAAGAAGGUGACAUGGAAAACUUCACACCACAGAAGCUACCACCUCCUAUUCCUGAAGUCCGUACACCUGAGAUCUUCAAAAAUGAGGAUUAUCUCGCGAUGUGUCGAGAAGUUGGAAUUCUUCCAGCCAAUGAUUUUCCGCUGCGCCAAAAGACACCAAAGAGUUUUGAUAAUCAACAAAAUCAACAAACUCCUUCUGUGCCUAUGAAUGCUCUUCUGAAUUCGGCUCUUCAUGUUCAAAUGCAAUCAAUGCAAACUUCAGCUGGACGGAUCGAGAAUCAUGGUUUUCUGGUUCCACGUGAGCAACUCGCGCGGACUGUGAGGAAUGCUCAUUCGAAUGCUGGAACCCACAGCUCCACAACUUUCCAACAUAUUCCAACAACUGCAACACCAACGCAAAAUUCAAGUACCCCGCAAAUGAAUUCGGCCGUUGUGAGAUAUCAACCACCACCAACUCCCAUAAUGCCUCCUCAUCAACAAUUACCUCCCGCUCAACAAGAACUUGCGAAUCAACAAAUAGUGGCCUACCUCCAUAGAUGGAACAAGCAAUUCAUGGAGGCGCUGCCUGCCAGGCUGUCAUUAGAUCCUUCCUUUUUGUUUCGACAUUUUGGUGCAAACGGACUUGGCAACCAACCAUUUCAACACAUGGUACCACCGGGAGCUCGUUUGAUGAUUCCGAAUCAUACACAGCAAUUGGCAAUUCAACAAUCGAACCAAAUUGAAAUGCAACUGGCUAUUCGAACGUCGAACAGUUUUCUAGUACCAAAUCAAAAUCUUCCCAAUCACAGCAGCCCUCCAAUGCCCAAUCAAAUGCCAGCACCAAUUCACAGACCACUACCGGUAUAUCCGAACGGAUUAUUCUGGAAUCAUGGACAUCCACCGCCGCAUGGACCACCACGGCCAUAA